AUGAUUGGAGAAGAUGCGAGAUCUCAUCCUCAAAGGAAGAACAAUCGAGUCUCAAAGUUGAGAGCUCAGACACCAUUUACAACAAGAUCUAGGAAAAGGAAGAAAUUCUUUCAGACCAGUAACAUCUCAUUUUGGCCGAUAAACAGCUCGAGGACAUGCGAACCUCGCCAGCUACAACAUCUAGAAGGAAUCAACCCUUUACCUUGUCUUCCAUCUUAUAUCACAAUUAAUCUGUUUCAAUUCCAUCCAUUCGACAAUGUCUUUCUUCCCGAAGCUCCUAUUGCUGAUACUCAUAGUGGUCGUCUCCUCAGCGACGGCCUCCGACGACGAAAGAGUGAAACUAUUCUUCUUUUGUGGAAGGGGAAAAGGCUUCCAUGUGUGGACGAUUCAGAAGUUUCCUUAAAUAUAUAUUUGCUUGGGAGAAGAAUUUUCUGGCGGAGAACUGUUCUUCCGGGGUGUUCGAUGUGA
This is a messenger RNA of Sphenostylis stenocarpa, 468 nucleotides long. NCBI's taxonomy places the organism in Eukaryota, Viridiplantae, Streptophyta, Magnoliopsida, Fabales, Fabaceae. The record is from the annotation of a GenBank genome assembly.